CUGGAACAUGCUGUAGCUGAGAGAGGAGGGACUGAGGGAAAGAGUGUGAGAGACUGAGAGGGAAAGUUACAGAGACACACUCUCGCAAACACGCACAGAGCACGCCGGCAGCAAACAUGGGCCAGUUUUUCAGCUGGUUUCGGGGCUCACAGGAAACUCCAGCCCUGCAGGACAUCGCAGUGGAGCAACAGGUCAAUCUUACUGGAUAUAAACACUCUCAGAUUUCAUCUCAGGCCAAACAGCCCACACCCACCCCAGCAGCGCCGGUCUCCACUGUGAAACCUGCAGAAUAUGAGAUGGGGUCUGCGUCAGCAUCCGCUGCAGGUUCUGCUGCAAAGCCUGGCACUACCGCUCCCUCUGCAGCCUCUACUGCUGCAAGUACUGCCCCAACAUCUACUGCAGCCACAGUCAGUGCAGGGGUUUCUACAGGAGCUAAAGUUAGUGGGGGAGUCUCAACAGGGGCUUCUGUCAGUGGAGCAACCCCUACAGGAGCAGCCAGCAAUCUAAGCACCCAAGUCGGAGCUUCUAAAGUCUCACCCCAGACUACGCCCAUCUCUUCUGCUAAAGUUCCACCUGUGAGUGCAGGGAGUGGAGCAGCAAGUGGAACAGGAGGAGCAGGAGCAACGGGUGUAGGAGCUGGGGCCGGGAAGCCCACUAUAGAUCCGGUUAAGCCCAAAGAUAUUUCAAAAGACAAAGUCCAGAAUACCAUCAUUUCAUCAUCUAAACUGGAGCCUUCUAAGGUGACAUCCACAGGAGUGGGAAGUACCGUCAAAAAGGAUGAUGCUAAGUCAAAAGAAUCCAAGGUGCGGGUGGAAGUGCCUCCUCCAGCAACCAAGAACAGUGCACCAGCAACUGCUGUAGAUCCAUUUGAUGCCUUGGCUGGCAGUUUGCCAUCAUCAGAGCCUUUGGCUCCUAAAGGUCCUCGGUAUACUGGACCAGAGAUCAAAGAGCCUAGCCUAACCUCAGAAGAGGCUAAACGCUGUGGGGAGAAAGAGCACACACUGCCACCUGGAUAUAGAAAGGAAGACAUGGAAAAGAAGAUGCCUGCAGGAAAACCGGAUAAGCCCAAGGAAGUUUCCAAGCCGUUAACAGAGGAUGAUGCCCUGGACUCUCUGUCUGCUGGUUUUGUAUCAUCUGCAGUCCCAAGUGCGCCAAAGACACAAGCGACUCCACCCAUCUCUUCUGCUAAAGCUCCCACUGUGAGCGCAGGCAGUGGAGCAAUGAGUGGAAAAGGAGCAACAGGCGGAGGAGCUGGGGCAGGGAAGCCCACUACAGACCCAGUUAAGCCCAAAGAUACUUUGAAAGACAAACCUCAGAGCACUGUGAUUUCAUCCCCCAUACUGCAACCACCGAAGGUGACAUCCACAGGAGUGGCUAAGCCCUCUGCCACUGCUAACGUCUCUGGAAGCACUGCCCAAAAAGAUGAUAUUAAAUCCAAAGAAGCCAAGGUGCAUGCAGAAGCGGCUCCUCCAGCAGCCAAAGCCGGUGUUCCGGCACCUGCAGUAGAUCCUGUGGCCCCUAAAGCUCUUCAGUAUUCUGGACCAGAAGUCGAAGAGCCUGGCCUAACCUCAGAAGUGGCUUUUCGCUGUGGGGAGAACAAGCACACACUGCCUCCAGGGUACAGAUGGGAAGACAUGGAAAAGAAGGUUCCUGCUGGAGUAUCAGAUAAGCCCAAGGAAGUUUCCAAGCCCUUAACAGUGGAUGAAGCUGUCGACUCUCUCUCUGCUGGAUUUGUAUCAUCUGCAGUUCCAAGUGCACCAAAGCCAGAAACGAAGGCUGAAAGUGUGACUGCUGCCCAGUCAAAGACUGCUCCUCCUCCUCCUGCUCAGAAACGGCAAGAUGUGACUGUACCUACAAAUGUAUCCCCUGCUCCCCCUGCUGACAAGAAAGCAAGGGUAGAGAAGUCUGCUAAUGACUCUGUGAAAGCAGCGCCUUCUUCUUCACCUGCUGGAAAACCAAAAACUGAUGAGGGAGACCCCAUGUCUUUGGAUGCUCUGAGUGCUCUGGAAGACACACUGCCUGCUGCAAAACCAGCACCAGAAUCCCCUAAACUCAGACCUGAGGACAUUGUUGAUGAGAAGAAGGCCAAGGCAGAGAAAGGUGUGCGUGUAGGUGAGAGAGAGGAUACUCGUCCACCUGCUUACAGAUUCUCAGAGGAGAAGCACAAAGAGCGACCUGCUCCACCAAAGGAGCCCUCCAUGGACCCAGCUGAAGCUCUGGAUAUUCUUUCUGGAGAUUUCACCAGCCCCUCUGUAGCCCCUGCAGUCCAGGCCCCUGUUCCUCCCUCUGCCCCUGCUAAACAGCAACCUAAAGUAGAGGAAUUGUCAGCUCUUGAACAACUAGCAGGUGAUUUUGUGGCUCCUGCACAAGCCAAAAAGGUCGCUUCUGUUGCUCCCCCUCCAGCUGCUAAAAGCACCGUGGGACCCACAUCUGACGAGGGUGACCCAAUGUCUCUGGAUGCUCUCAGCGCACUUGGUGACACACUGCCUACUGCAAAACCAGUUCCAAAAUCUCCUGAACUCAGACCAGAGGACAUUGUUGAUGAAAAGAAAUUGUCAUCAGAGAAGGGAAUGCGUGUGGGUGAGAGAGAUGACACACUGCCACCAGACUACAGAUUCUUUGAGGAGGCAUCCAAGAAGUACCCUGCACCCCCAAAGGAGCCUUCCUUGGACACAGCUGAAGCUUUGGAUAUUCUGUCAGGAGAUUUCACCAGCCCUUCAGUCGCUCCUGCAGUCCAGGCUCCUGUUCCUCCCUCAGCUCCCCCUGCAGAUAGCUCAGCGGAUUUUGCCCUAGAGGAGCUUGCAGGUGACUUUGUUGCACCUACAGCUGCAUCUAAGGUCCAUUCUGCUGUUACAGCCCCCAGAAAAGCUGACAGACAAUUGUCAGAAGAUACUACUUCAGCUAUGGACGCUCUCUCAGACACACUGAAGGACAUUGGCCCAGCGCCACAGCCAGUGCCAGUCGCUCCCAAAGACAUUGUUAAGGAGAAGGAGGCUGUAGAAGAGAAGAUCACUAAGGCCGGAGAGAGAGACGACACCCUUCCACCUGACUAUCGGCCCACAGAGGCAGACAUCAAGGCGGCUGCAGAAGCUAAGGCCAAAGCUAAGGCAAAUGUCCCACCCAAACAGACAUCUAUGGAUGAGUCAACAGCGCUUGAUGCGCUAUCCAGUGACUUCUCUGCUCCUCCAGUAGCAGCACCUUCUUCACAUCCACACACCCCUCCAGCAAAGACCCCACCCAUCCACUCUGCACCAGCGGCAUCAGGACCAGCAUUGGACAAACUGGCAACCACACUGCUCCCAGACCUGCCUGAGACAAAACCAAAAGACAGCAAACCAAAGGUUAAGGGUGGAAAGUCAAAGUCUAAACCAAAGAAACCUGCAGUAGAUGAUGCGCCAACUUCAGGUCAUCUCUCUGGUCAGCCGAGCACAGACGUGGUGUCCACUUCCUCCACAAAGAAAGGCGGAAAGAGCUAGAUCUCAUGUUGCUGCAACACUACAUCUCCCUGCCACACAUAGAAAUGCCAAUCAAAGGAGCUGCUCGUACUAAUGUGUAUAAUCUGUUAUGGUAGAAAGGUGUACAGAAUUUAGCUGCACAGUUUUACACAAACAGACACUUUAAACACCAACAUGCAUCAGCCCAUAUUUAUCAGUCUUCCCAAAGUAAGAAAUCUGAUCUGGGAUCAGCUUCGCCAAACAAAUACUGAUCCCAAAUCAGCAAAGCAGACUCUGUGAAGUUUGAGAAGUAUGUGUUUUGAGUAAUUCCUUGCUUGGUUUAACCCAUGAUAGAAUGUUGCUUUGUUUUUUUUCUUGUUUUUGAUUUCUGUUUGGAGUAUACAGGUAAAAGUGAAAAGGGGCAAAUAUCUUUAUUACUGACAGAGUAUCUGUUCAACCCCAUGUUUGCAGUGAUGGAAGGACACUGAAGUGCUCCCUUCAUCACUGUAUUAGGUAAUCAUCACUUCAAGAAGUGCCAUCCGGAUUAAACCUAGUAUACUGCAUGAAUUCAUUUUGUAUCAGGGGUAUUUCUGCAGACUUGUACACAAAAAAGUUUUAUAUAGCUGUUUGAUAAGCCAUGCACCUGGAGACACUAGUGUACAGCACUUCCGUUUUAGUUUACAUCCUCUAGUUUACAGUAGAGAACUGUAUUAAAGGUGUUUGAGUAAAUGGUAUUUUGGAUUGUGAUGCUGAUGAUUGAAUGCUGUUGAAUGUAGUUCUUUGUGGCUACAUGAUGUCUGAAUAUAUUUGUGCAGAAGGGCUUUCCUGUGUAUCUUGUUUCAAAGGGUCUGUCUUGGUUUUCUGAAGUGCACUUGCAAGAUAUAGUGCCUCUCACUGUUGCUUGCAGAUGGGCUGUGGUAGCACCAGGUCUUAUAUCUUAGCACUGAAAAAAGCAGGAGGAGUGAAAGAGAUUACUGGCAAGCCUUACAAUCAGACUUCCUUUCAGCACCAGUGAAGCUGUCAUGUGGUUAGAAAGUAUGAAUCGUGUAAUACCACCUGACCUUGGCCUGUAGCAACACCAUGCUCGUGAUGUUCUCAGCUUGAGUAGGAUGUGGCAUACCAAUUAUGAGUCUUUGUUUCAUUUUCAUUUGAACCGACACUCAUUUAAACAUCUGCACUACAGCUAGGACCAACAGACCAUUACUGCGUAUGUUGUAUUUUCUAAACAUGAAAUGCACCUUUUAGUCCCAGAAGUCUUCCCAAAACAUGCCAUGUCGUUUUAUCCCCUGCUGUAGGUCUUGUUUUGCCAAAGUGAUCAAGAUAGACUUAGUCUUCCUCUCAUGGUGAUAUCGUCUAUACAAUAUUGUGCCUUUCUUUUGAAGUGCAAUGCUCUUAUUCUAACCCAGGGACAGCGUUAUGGAGGAGGGAUUUUCUUCUGAUUAAAUAAAAAAAGACAGUGGACAUGUUUGA
Messenger RNA from Pygocentrus nattereri (red-bellied piranha), 4904 nucleotides. It is a transcript of the gene cast, whose product is annotated as calpastatin. Gene Ontology annotation, molecular function: calcium-dependent cysteine-type endopeptidase inhibitor activity. The record is from RefSeq and is a predicted model, not a curated record. The coding region runs from base 117 to 3476 and encodes 1119 amino acids. The transcript has 37 exons. Gene Ontology annotation, cellular component: cytoplasm. Lineage: Eukaryota; Metazoa; Chordata; Actinopteri; Characiformes; Serrasalmidae.